AUGCCUUCUUCCGAGGCCACAGCGUCAAACGGAGUAUACACGGACGGCGUCGAGAGCAACAAUGCGAACGGAUACUCACACUCAGGUGUCAACGGAAAUGGCCCAUACUUGAAAGCGAAUCACCCGUUAAAUGUCAUUAUUGUCGGGGCGGGCGUUGCAGGUUUAGCGCUUGCCGGUAUCUUGGGCCAUUCGGGACACAAAGUUAUCGUUCUGGAGGCAGCACCGAUGAUUGCUGAAGUGGGCGCAGGAAUCAAUUGCUCUCCGAACCUCACGCGCCUAUUGAGCCGAUGGGGCCUCGACAAGCGUGUACGCAAGCACACGAAUUCUCUCACUCGAAUCGACCUAAGAAGAUGGAAAGACGGCGAGUUUCUCGGCGCAGCCACUCUCAUGCCCGAGAUCGAGAGGAGACACGGGGCGCCGCAGUAUGCGAUCCAUCGUGCCGAUCUCCACGAAGCGCUGAUGGAAGAGGCCGACGCGGUGGCCGAGGUUCGCAUCAACAGCAUGGUUACAAGUCUUGACUUUGACAAGCCUUCGGUGACCCUGUCGGAUGGCAGCGUACUUGACGCAGAUGUGGUUGUUGGUGCAGACGGGAUGAAAUCUACCUGCAGAAGACUGAUUUACCAGAAACUCGGUCUGCUCGACAAAGCGAAGCCAACGGGAGACGCUGCCUUCCGCGCAUGCAUACCCUUAGAACUGGUUACGGACCCAGAGUUGCGAGCUUUCAUCACAGAACCCGUGGCGACGAGGUGGAUGGGCCCUGAUAGACAUGUGCAGGCUUAUCCAAUACGACAUGGAAAUCUUUAUAACAUGGUGAUGUGCCACCCAGACACCGGCUUCUCAGAAGAGUCCUGGACCGCGAAAGCCUCCAAACAGGAGAUUCUGGACCACUUUGGGUCGUGGGACCCCGUUCGGCUGCGCAAGCUCUUGGACUUUAUCCCUGACGAGAACGUGAUGAAAUGGCGGCUGUGCGAGCACGAUCCACUUCCCACAUGGGUGAUGGGAAAGGUGGUUCUCCUCGGCGACGCUUGCCAUCCCAUGUUGCCAUACGUCGCGCAAGGUGCCGCUCAAGCAAUUGAAGAUGUUGGGGUCAUUUGCUUGGCCCUCAAUCGCGUGUCGAAGCCAGAGGAAAUACCAAUGCUGCUCAAGGCCUUUGAAGUAGCGCGAAAGGCCCGGGCUGAGCACGUUGCGAGUACGGGUGGCGCCACGCGCCGCGUCCUGCACCUCCACGAUGGGCCGGAGCAACAGGCAAGAGACGAAAAGUUCAAGUCGGUUUCCAGGGGCGGGGAGAAUCCUGACCUGCUGGGCGACGCCAAGGCACAGUCGUUUCUGUGGGGGUAUGAUCCGGAAAAGGAAUUCUCGGACACCUUUGAGAGUCUGAUCCGGGAGGCACAAGACCUUCUCGCUGAGCCGACUGCAAGAGUGGUGGAUCUCUGA
Cladophialophora immunda is the source of this 1434-nucleotide messenger RNA. RefSeq lists its product as uncharacterized. Gene Ontology annotation, biological process: secondary metabolite biosynthetic process. The coding region runs from base 1 to 1434 and encodes 477 amino acids. The transcript has 4 exons. The record is from RefSeq and is a predicted model, not a curated record. NCBI's taxonomy places the organism in Eukaryota, Fungi, Ascomycota, Eurotiomycetes, Chaetothyriales, Herpotrichiellaceae. Gene Ontology annotation, molecular function: FAD binding; monooxygenase activity.